Larimichthys crocea (large yellow croaker) is the source of this 3357-nucleotide messenger RNA. RefSeq names its product atypical chemokine receptor 4a (gene ackr4a). Gene Ontology annotation, biological process: G protein-coupled receptor signaling pathway; positive regulation of cytosolic calcium ion concentration; cell chemotaxis. Gene Ontology annotation, molecular function: C-C chemokine receptor activity; scavenger receptor activity; C-C chemokine binding. The record is from RefSeq and is a predicted model, not a curated record. NCBI's taxonomy places the organism in Eukaryota, Metazoa, Chordata, Actinopteri, Sciaenidae. The transcript has 2 exons. Gene Ontology annotation, cellular component: membrane; external side of plasma membrane. The coding region runs from base 161 to 1273 and encodes 370 amino acids.
CCCCCUUCUCUAACCUCCCACCCAUUCGUGCUGCGCGGGUGUGUAAAUCAAACGACCAGCGAACGCUCCAAACAGAGCACGUAGUCAAAGUGAAACUUUGGAGCUUCAUUGCGCCAAUAAACGGGACAGAUAGGUGAAUAAAACACCCUUUAUCAUCAUCAUGGAUGUCUUAGAGGAAGACGACUACUUUUACCAUGAAAACAUCAGCUUCAACUUCAGCUAUGAAGACUACCCUGUCCUCUGCGAGAAGGGUGAUGUCCGUUCCUUCGCAGCCCUCUUCCUCCCCAUCAUGUAUACUGUCUGUCUGGUGGUGGGAUUGGCAGGAAACGCUUUAGUCGUGGCUGUCUAUGCCUACCACAAACGCCUCAAGACCAUGACUGAUGCCUUCCUGACCAACCUGGCUGUGGCCGACCUGCUCCUGCUCUUCACGCUGCCUUUCUGGGCUGCAGAUGCGGCAAGGGGCUGGGAACUAGGGGAGUUUGCGUGUAAGAUCGUGUCAGCCUGCUACAGCAUCAAUUUCACCUGCUGCAUGCUGCUACUGGCCUGCAUCAGCCUGGAUCGUCACAUAGCGUUAGCCAGGGCGCAGGGUGAAGAUCAAAGAGGCUGGCUGCAGAGGAUCAUUUCCAGGAGACACUGCUGGAAGAUGUGUUUAGGUGUUUGGGCUACAGCUUUCAUCCUUGGUCUUCCUGAUUUAAUACUCUCAGAGGUCAGAUGGACAUCGAAUAGGAACGUCUGUCUGGCUAUCUACCCUCCAUCAAUGGCUAGAGGGGGGAAAGCUGUCCUGGAGAUGGCAGAGGUGCUGCUGGGAUUCCUGCUUCCUCUCCUGGUGAUGGUGAUCUGUUACUGUAGCAUAGGACGGGCACUAAAGGGCCUCCCUACUGAGAGCAGAGGCAAGAAGUGGAAAGCCCUACGAGUUCUUCUGGUAGUAGUUGGGGUGUUUGUAGUUACUCAACUACCCUACAAUGUGUUAAAAGUCUAUCGAAUGAUGGACUCAGUCUAUGCCUUAGUGACGCACUGUGGGACAAGUAAAGUGUUGGAUCAGGCGGCUCAAGUGACUGAGAGCUUGGCCCUCAUUCACUGUUGCCUCAACCCAAUCCUCUAUGCCUUUGUGGGGUCUUCUUUCAGACAGCACAUGAUGAAAGUGGCAAAGCAGUUUGGCGAGAGGAGAAGAAAGAGGAAGAAGAGGGGAGAAAAUCCUGCAGAGGAAGAAGGGAUGGACAUUUCUUUUAACUCCCACAGUGCAUCCGGAGAGACAAACACAUUCUCAAUAUGAGUUAUUACAAUGAUUCAUAGUAAAAGAUGCCCAUAUGGCCCAUAAUCACUUAUUUAGUAUCGAAAGAAGAGCAGAUAAAGUGUGAUGGCACUUUGCACAGCAGCAGUAGAAGCAAACUCUCACUUGUUAUUGCUAAGUCUUUUCCUGUCUGCUUCUGUUUCUUCUCUGAGAGAUUGUAUAGCUGCAGUGCUUUGAGCUUUGAACAGCAUGCCACCACACUCACAAUGACAAUGCUAACAUGUUGAUAACAAGUACAAUGUUUACCAUGCUACCAUCUUAAUUUUGCAUUUGUGCAUGCUAACAUUUGCUAAUUAGCACUAAAAACAAAGUAAAGCUUUGGCUGAUGGGAAAUGUUUUUUGCAGAUAUUUGGUCAGAAACAAAAAGUUGCCUGUUUGUGGGAGCCAAAUUUCAUGGCAAUCUAUCAAAUGCUUGAGUAUUUAUAAUAUAUGAAAAUAUUUAUAAAAUAUUUCAGUUCAGACCAAAGUGAUAGACUGACUGCUGGUCUGGCUACAAAUGGAUUUGGCUUUUACAUUGUCUGUUUUUUCAGUUUCGGUCCUGAAGAAGAGAAGGCAUGACUCUUUUUUUAACUUUUGACUUAAAGCUUAAAGAACUCUUGAAGCUUCAGUUUAGUUGGUUUGUUUAUCCAGAUGUAUGAGAUACAGUACCAGAUAUUCCUCCAGGAUUGCACAAGAAACAUUUAACACUUUUUGGCUACCCACACAGUACAAAGUACAAAUGAGACUAAUACUCUUCACUGACUCAUCAUACAGUGAAACAGAAGAAGAAAAACAGGAAGAAAAAAGAAAGAUUUAUUUGAAACCAUGAAUAAGCUGGAAAACAACUUGAUGACUGCUUGUUUCAAAUAAUGCUUUAAUGUUUAAACUGUAAUUCACUUAAGUAAAUAGUCCCAAUCCAUUUGAUGGAGGAAUGUGUACUACAUCUGCUAUAAACGAGACAUACUACACAUGCACCUUUAUUUCCUACCAUUCACCAGAGAGCUUUUUUGUACUGGUGACAUGUUGCUUGCAGAGUCUUGUUUCAAACCGUGCAUGUCCCACAUCCCAUUAGGAUUAAACACAGUUCAGUUCUUUCCUGGAUUGCUCAAAACAUCUGAGACACUGAGUUUUCCAGUCUAUUAAAAAGUGGUCGACCAUGUCACUGACGACUGAAACUUUUCUGCUGUUUGUGUUUAAGUUAAAAUCCUGACUGGAAAAUAUCAAGAUCAAGACCAAGAGGUUGUUAAGCUGGCGUCUUUUCAGUGAUUUGACUUUAAUUACACAUUAGAACUAUACUUAAGUACACUUAAGUAAUAAUUAGACACAUACCAAACCAGUUUUUGUGGUUUUGGGGGCCUGCAGGUUGUGUUAACUAUUUGCAGAUCAUCUGAUGCCAUGCAGUUACAUUUGGUAAUGUUUUUUAUGUGAUAGGAUCAAAUUGUGUCCUGCUUGUAAACUCAAUAUAGACCCUUUAUUCAAUGUGGAGGAACUGACAGCUUGUCUUAUUUUUCUUUUUUUGUCAGUAGAAGAAUGAGCAAAAUUCAUUGCAUGACUUUGUGGAUAAUAGUUCAGGGGCCAAUGACACAGGAGGAUUAAUCAGCUUGUCAACAGUAUCCAAUAAAAACUCCAAUUGUAACUGAGACAUAAACACAGCACUACAUAGUUUAAAUAGUUUGCACUUUGGGUUCAACUGUUGUCGUUUUCUCUGUUAGGCAUUUGUAUUCUUUGCUUUUAAAUGUUAUUAAUCUCUCAGUCAAAAUCUAAACACUGACCGCCUGAUAGAAUUUCCUCAUAGAUUAGAAAAUGAUACUUUGGUUUGAAUGUUUCGUCAGUCGUCUUCCUGAACUCCAGCUGGUACAAAUCAACUGAUUUCUGAAGUGAUUCUGCAGGUCAUGCUCUGGCACUUGUGCUGUCUCAUGUGGAAAUCAUUUAAGGUAUGCCAUCUGUUAUAAAGGAGCAAAACAUUUUAUGGAGCCAAAAAAGAAAGAAAAAAGUUUUGGGGUUCAACUGUUAUAUAAGAAGUGGUUAAACAAGGCUGUCAUACAAACACGUCUUACAUGAUAAAAGGUUUAUUGUGAAUGAAUAAA